AAACUGACCAAUCAUCACUCAGCGGCAGCAGAAUAGGCUCCCUUUCUGCGCUCUCUCUGGCAAGAAGUUAGUUCCUGCUCUUCCCUGGCCGUUUCCUGUAAUCGUACAGUGUUGUGAGACGGAGAAAGCCAUGUGUGUCGAUGCAAAGCUGCUUACCUAAAAGUUGAGAAGAAUUGGACAACUACUAUAUCUCUUUCAUCUCGGAGUCUUUUAAACUUUCUGCCCGACUCCCUGUGUGGAGUGGGCAAAGAUGGCAGAUCCCAUUAUGGACCUCUUUGAGGACACUCCCCUAUUUAACUUGGACGGCCUCCCAGAUGACUCCUUCUCUCAGGGGUCAUCGGACCCCGUGGAAGAAGCUCUAAAGUUGGCUUUGGGGCAAGCUGUCCCAACAGGCGAGCCGGAGUCCACUCCUGACCUCGCCGUCAGCUCCAGUCUUGGCGUUCCUGUAGCAACUCCAGUCAUCCCAGAUCCCGCUCCACUUUCCGUUCCUACCCAGCAGCCGGUCUCAGUCGGUUCUGCCCAGACUGUGUCUGUAGCUCCUGUCGUGGAAGCCGGAGCCUUCAUGACCUCAGCCCCAGUUCCUGCCCCAGCUGAGUCUGUGCCACAGAUCCAGGCCCAGACAACCAUCCCUGUUGCCAGCAACCCCAGUGGGGUUUCCAGUAGCACCGUCUUGCUGAGCUCACCUUUGACCGUUUCCAGCUCCCCAGCUAUUACCACCACUGCCACCACGCAGCAGCUGACUCAGAUAACUCACCAGCUCACUCCCCAACAGUUAGCUGCCAUUACACAGCAAGCUGGAGGGAAAAUCGUCAUUCUCAAAGGCCCCCAGGGUCAGGCCCAGGUGCUGCAGGCCGUGUCAGGAACCACGGGCCAGACGGGCGGGAAGGUCAUCCGUCUGUUGUCUGGUACCCCUCUCAAGCCCGGUAUGUCCAUACUGCAAGGAGGUACCAUCUUAAAUCAGGCUAGCCCAGGACAAACCCAAGUCAAGGUGGGUGCUGCAGGGGUGCAGCGUCUGCUGCAGUCUGCCAACGGGCCGGUCAAACAGGUGUUGCUCACAUCCAUGCCUCAGCAGACUCAAGGUCAGCCGGUUCAGGUGCAGAUGGCUCAAGGUCAGACUACUGUCCAGGUUCAACCUCAGACCCAGACCGCUCAGAUCCAGGUCCAGCCCCAAGGACAGUCUACCCAGCUCCAGGUCCAACCCCAGGCCCAAGCUGUCCAAAUCCAGGUCCAGCCUCAGGCCCAGGCUGCUCCGGCCCAGGUCCAAACACAGGGUCAGGUGCAGCUCCAACCUGCCAUGCAGGGCCAGACACAGGGAGGUGAAGCCAAGCGCAUCACCCUGGUCCUCCAGCAGCCGUCGCAGACUGGUUCUACCACACCAGCCGUCAGUGCUCAACAGCAAGUCACAGCAGGAGGUCAGCAGCAGCAGACACAGGCUCCUGCCAGGCUGGUUCUGGGUCAGCUCCCUGGUGGCAAACUGGUGCUCCAGGGAAGCCAGCUAGCGGCGCUGACCCAGGCUCGGGCUGCAGGUCAGGCUGGAGGGCAGCCCAAGGUCCUCACCAUUCAGCUGCAAGUACAACAGCAGCCCAACCAACAAGGAGUCGUUAAGUACCAGCUUGUGUCAGGAGCUGGGGGCACCGGCGGCCCUCAGAUGUUGCAGAUAUCCCAAGGCCAAGGAGGACAGAGGGUGGCUGUACCUCUCAAAAUGCUUCUGCAGCCACAGACGAGUUCAGCCACAUCUUCCGGCGGCACCGUGUCUGUGGUGAAGGUCAUCAACCCGUCUACCGCUGCCCCCUCUGCUACAACUACCACUCCCUCGCAGGCCAUUCGAAUUACCAAGGCCCCCGGCGAGCCCGCGGCCGUCCGACGGGUAGAGAUUCUUUGCAAGCAGGAGAAGGCAAAUCGAAUAGUAGCUGAAGCCAUUGCUCGGGCUAAAGCACGGGGAGAAAAGAACCUGCCCAGGGUCCUGAAUCAGGACGAGCUUCCAUCCACACAGACUUCACCGGAGAUGGGAGGGACUCUUACCUUGGUGUCUCCUGCAAAGAAAAAAAGCAGCGGCGGAGGCGGAAGCAAAAAGAAAAGUCUGGUGUCUGGAGGACCCAUACCUAAAAUCAUUGUUGGGACUGACAAGAAGGGUAAAGUGGUAAAGAUAUCUGGAGGAACUAUUGCAGUAAGCGGUGGAACAGUGAUACCUGGAGCUGGGAACAAAAGCAAAAGCAAGACUAAAGCAAACACUAUUACCCUGGUAGGAGCAAAGAAAAGAAAGAGAAACGCCUCUUCAGACAUUUCUGAUGGGGAGCUGAGCCCACCCUCACCUGUCCCUAUGGAGGAUGACAUGAUUAUGAAGAGACGCUCCAACCGGGUGGUGAAAAGGAAGAAAUACACCGAAGACUUGGAUAUUAAAAUAACAGAUGAUGAGGACGAGCAGGAAGAUGUAGACGUGACCACGACGGCGGCAGCAGUUGCCUCGAUCAGCGGAGGGGCCGCCGCUCAGCUCAAACAGGAAGUGGAGCUUGACGGGGACGGGCUGCCCAGCAUGCAGUUCUUUGUAGAAAAUCCUAGUGAAGAAGAUGCUGCCAUUGUAGAUAAAGUCUUGUCCAUGAGGAUAACCAAGAAAGAGGUGUCACCAGGCCAGUAUACCAAUAUUGAGGAAUUCUUCGUUAAAUAUAAAAACUAUUCCUACUUGCACUGUGAGUGGGCCACUUUGGAUCAGUUGGAGAAAGAUAAGCGGAUCCAUCAAAAGAUCAAGAGGUUCAAGACCAAACACGCACAGAUGAGGCAUUUAUUCCAGGAGGAAGAGGAGCCCUUCAACCCAGACUACGUAGAAGUGGACAGGAUCCUUGACGUGUCCCACAGUGUGGACAAAGACAACGGAGAGCCGGUCAUCUACUACUUAGUGAAGUGGUGCUCUCUACCCUAUGAGGACGCUACGUGGGAGCUGAAGGAGGAUGUUGAUGAGGGAAAGGUGGAAGAGUUUGGCAAACUCCUGAACAGACAACCUCGCCUGAAGAAAAUGGUCCGCCCGUCUGCCAGUGCAUGGAAGAAGCUAGAGGAGACCCGAGAAUAUAAGAACGGCAACACACUAAGAGAGUAUCAGCUGGAAGGAGUCAACUGGCUUCUGUUUAACUGGUACAACAGGCAGAACUGCAUCCUGGCAGAUGAAAUGGGUCUGGGGAAGACCAUCCAGUCCAUAACGCUGCUUUCAGAGAUUUACGCUGCUGGAGUCCAAGGCCCAUUCCUGGUUAUUGCCCCGCUCUCCACCAUCACUAACUGGGAGAGGGAGUUCUCCACAUGGACCAACAUGAAUGCCAUCGUUUACCAUGGAAGCCUCGCCAGCAGACAGAUGAUCCAGCAGUAUGAGAUGUACUGUAAAGAUGAUAAGGGACAUUUAAUUCCAGGAGCGUACAAGUUCGACGCUCUCAUCACAACUUUUGAAAUGGUGCUCUCUGACUGCCCAGAGCUCAGGGAGAUCUCAUGGCGCUGUGUGAUCAUUGACGAGGCUCACCGCCUCAAAAACAGGAACUGCAAGCUGUUGGACAGCUUGAAGAUGCUGGACCUGGAGCACAAAGUGCUGUUGACCGGCACCCCUCUCCAGAACACCGUGGAGGAACUCUUUAGUCUUCUCCACUUCCUGGAGCCAGCUCAGUUCCCCUCUGAAAUCGAGUUCCUUCGAGAGUUUGGAGACCUUAAAACGGAGGAGCAGGUUCAGAAACUCCAGUCUAUUUUAAAGCCAAUGAUGUUGCGCAGACUCAAAGAAGAUGUUGAGAAGAACCUAGCACCCAAGCAGGAAACCAUCAUUGAGGUUGAGUUGACCGACAUCCAGAAGAAGUACUACCGAGCCAUUCUGGAGAGGAACUUUAGUUUCCUUAGUCUAGGAGCCAACAGUAACAGCAACGUCCCAAACCUCCUCAACACAAUGAUGGAGCUCCGAAAGUGCUGCAACCACCCCUACCUCAUUAACGGUGCGGAGGAGAAGAUUGUGACGGAGUUACGAGAAAAGUACGACCCCCUGGCCCCUGACUUUCAUUUGCAGGCCCUAAUUCGCUCCGCAGGCAAACUGGUGCUACUUGAUAAACUGCUGCCUCGCCUCAAGGCUGGCGGCCACAAAGUGCUCAUCUUCUCUCAGAUGGUGCGCUGCUUAGACAUUCUAGAGGACUACCUCAUCAACAAGAGAUACCUUUAUGAGCGAAUAGAUGGCAGAGUGCGUGGGAACCUGCGGCAGGCAGCCAUCGAUCGCUUCAGCAAACCAGACUCGGACCGCUUCGUCUUCCUUCUUUGUACCCGUGCUGGCGGUCUCGGUAUCAACCUGACAGCUGCUGACACCUGCGUCAUAUUUGACUCUGACUGGAACCCUCAAAACGACCUGCAGGCUCAAGCAAGAUGCCAUCGUAUCGGCCAGUCAAAGGCGGUCAAGGUCUACCGCCUCAUCACCAGGAAUUCAUACGAGAGGGAAAUGCUGGACAAAGCAAGUCUGAAGCUUGGUUUGGAUCGCGCUGUUCUGCAAAGCAUGAGCGGCAACAAGGAUAGUAACGUCAACGGGCUGCAACAGUUCUCUAAGAAGGAAAUUGAGGACCUUCUUCGGAAAGGAGCUUAUGCCGCCAUCAUGGAUGAAAAUGACGAAGGAAGCCGGUUCUGCGAGGAAGAUAUCGACCAGAUCCUUCAACGACGAGCCACCACCAUUACUAUCGAGAGCGAAGGCAAAGGUUCUACAUUCUCCAAAGCCAGCUUCGUGGCCUCUGAGAACCGCACUGACAUCGCCCUCGAUGACCCCGAGUUCUGGCAGAAGUGGGCUAAGAAAGCGGAUAUCGACAUGGAUACCAUUAAUCGAAAGAACACUCUUGUGAUUGACACUCCCAGAAUUCGGAAGCAGACCCGCCAGUACUCCAGUUUACGCGGUGAAGGAGGCGACCUGUCCGAUUUGGACAGUGACGACGAGUAUCCGCCCGCCAAUUCCAGACACUCGCGGUCAUCUCGCCGCUCCGACCGCCACAGUGGGGGAGGUUACGGUCGCACCGACUGUUUCCGAGUGGAGAAACACCUGCUUGUCUACGGAUGGGGCCGCUGGAGGGAUAUCUUGGCUCACGCCAGAUGUAAAAGGCGUCUGAGUGAACGUGAUGUAGAAACCAUCUGCCGUGUCAUUCUGGUCUUCUGUCUCAUGCACUAUCGUGGUGAUGAGAACAUCAAGAGCUUCAUCUGGGAGCUGAUUACUCCACCAGAAAAUGGCAGAGAACCCCAAACACUACUGAACCACUCUGGUCUUUCUAUCCCGGUUCCAAGAGGCAGGAAAGGUAAGAGAGUCAAGGCCCAGAGCACCUUCGAUGUCCAGAAGGUGGAGUGGAUCCGCAAAUAUAACCCCGACACUUUGCUGCUGGACGACAGCUACCGCAAACAUCUGAAGCACCAGUGCAACAAAGUGUUGCUCAGGGUCCGUAUGCUCUACUACCUGAAGCAGGAGGUCAUUGGAGACCAUGCAGAUUCUGUCCUGAAAGGAGCUGACAUUCGGGAUGUUGAUAUCUGGAUGCCAGAGAUGGAACAGCAGGAGGUACCUGCUGCCUGGUGGGACUCAGACGCAGACCGCUCGCUGCUCGCUGGUGUCUUCAAACAUGGUUAUGAGAUGUACACUACCAUGCGUGCCGAUCCCUGCCUCUGUUUCGUGGAAAGAGUUGGUCGGCCUGACGACAAGGCAAUUGAUGCUGAGCAGCACACCGGGGACACCGAGCUGGGAGAUGAUGCCGACUUUGAUAAGUUUUCAGAAGAUCCCGAGUUCAAGCCAGCAUCUAGAGUCUCCAAAGAUCUUUUUGAUGAGCCUGACUCUAUGAACGUGGACGAUGAGAUUUCAGUGGAAGACAAGACGGUACCAACGGUAACAGAAAGCUCAACGAGUCAGAGUGGAGUGUGCGAGUGGCCCUCAAGCUCGUCGCUAACUGCACGGUUGAGGCGACUGAUCACAGCGUACCAGCGCAGCUACAGACAGGAGCAGCUGAAGAUGGAAGCCGAGGCCAAAGGCGACCGCAGACGGAGGCGGUGCGAACAGGCCAGCAAGCUAAAGGAAAUCGCACGGCAGGAACGACAACAAAGGUGGACGCGGAGAGAAGAGAGUGAUUUCUACCGUGUGGUGUCCACGUUUGGAGUAGAGAAGAUUAAGAAGGAGCCCGGCAUUUCAGAGGAGGGAGAAGUGGAGUUCGACUGGAACCGUUUCCGAACUUUCGCCCGCCUGGAUAAAAAAACCGACGAGAGCCUCAGUCGAUACUUCCGUUCAUUCGUCGCAAUGUGCCGAAGAGUGUGCCACCUCCGCCCAGGUCGUGGUGAAGAUCCUUCAGAGCUGACUCAAACUGUGGCUCCCAUCACUGAAGAACGUGCCUCCCGUACUCUGUACCGCAUCAGCCUUCUGCGCCGCCUUCGUGAGCGAGUCCUCCCUCACCCCUCCCUGGAGGAGCGUCUCCUCUUGGCCCCACGCAGCUCUGAGCUGCCUGCUUGGUGGACCAUGCCCGACCACGAUCGGCAGCUAAUGCUCGGCGCCGCACUGCACGGCGUCAGCCGUACUGAGCUUUCCAUCUUCCCGGACCCGCAGUUCACUUUCAGCUCGGCUCGCGACGAAUUCAUCCAGAACCAGCAGGCUCUACCGCCCCCUCCUCCUCCUCCGCCUCCACCAAUCAUGACACUCGGCCAGCCCAAGGUGGAGUUGGACUUAACGAGUAUGAAGCGGGAGGAAACAGAUGAGAGCGCUCGACUGUUUGGGGGGGGUAUGAGUACUGAGCUGCAGAGCACACCUUUGAGUCACCACGCUGUCAAAGUGCAAGGUCAGGACUGGAGCUUUAAGAACAGCAGGGAACGAUCGGAAAAAGCAGGAAGGAAAGGUGGAGGAGGGUCCGACUCGGAUUCAGAUUCUGACUCGGGGUCUUCGUCCUCGGAGCGAUCCGGGAGCAGCGAUGACAGCGGAGACAGCGACGAGGAGGUAGAAGGAAGGGGUAUGAAGGUGGGAGAUGUGGAUGAAGAAAAUAGCUUACUCUCCAUGACUCCGUCUCAGGAUAGCAUACUUCCACCUGAACCUAUCCGAGUCGAGUGGCCCAAGGACCGUGUGCUGAUCAACCGCCUGGAUAACCUGUGCACCCUUGUGCUGACCGGCCAGUGGCCCUCGGGCCGACGUUACAUUCCUGAAGCUCAGCUCAACCCGAGCUCAGAGCUGUUGGGAGAGGAGAUGGCCUACCCCAGGGUCAUCCGUAAACCCAUCAGCACACCGGGGGGCAUCGGGCCGGAGGGGGAAGACGGAGAGUUCACAGUCAAACUCCUCAAGGAAGAAGGCCUGAAGCUGACGUUCUCCAAGCAGGCACUAAUGCCCAACGGGUCAGGGGGAGAGAGCAGCGGACGAAAGAAGCGGAAAGACCAAGAGCUGUCAGAGUUUGACGAACUCGAUUCACUGGAACGUACCCCUCGAAGAAGGGACCCUCCCACCUGGUUGAAAGAGAAUCCAGAUUAUGAGGUGGAAGGAGACAUGUUGGAGCUGCUGGUUAACAGGAGCAAAAGGAAGAGGAGACGGCGAGCAAAUAAACCUCUGACAGGCACUGAGAAGGUCAAAGUGAUCAACAUGCUGACAGGAAAGAAGGUUGGAGCUGCUUUCUCGCCGAUGCUUCAGGAUCUAAAGGAGUAUCUGGAGGAGAAUCCUAAUAUCGCCGUUUCACCCGAGUGGUCUGAAACCGUUCAAAAAUCUGGUCUGCUGCCUGAAUCCCUCUUCCACCGCCUGCUGUCGGAGAAUUCAGAGAUUCCAAAGAAAAGUCACCGGCGGCGUCACCACCACCAUCACCACCACCACCACCAUCAUUACCACACUCCUGACCCCACGCCUGAAGACCCUAACUUGGACGGAGUAGAAGAAGAGACUCUGGUUUCCGACGGAGCCUACAUGAUGGACGAGGAGGACUUGGAGACGCCCCAUCACUUCCUCACCAGCCCGGACUUUGACGUUAAAAUGGGGGGCGGUGACAGCCUCUCUCAAGGCGACUACGACAGCUCGGAUCAAGAAGCGCUACUGGAAGAUGUCAUCCUGGCGCCGAAGGACUCUGACUCCUCAUCAAGCUCAGAAGACUGAACUCCAAAUACAUCUGACUUAUCCCCCCUCUUUCCAAAUGAAAUCAUGUUAUUCCGAAAUUUUCUUUUUUUACCAACAUGUAACAAAUCAAGCAUUGUUUUUGUUUUUGCUACCUUCAUUCAUUAUUUUCUUUCUUUGGGAUUAUUUCUGUGUAAGGAGCAGGUGUGCAUCCACCCAUUUUAUUCUAACCCCUCCCCCAUCGCUCCGUUUUUGCACCGAGCUCUUUUCGAUCUUCCUCAUGACGUUGCUGAACUGAGCGGCCUCUCUUCUCCACUCGUACUUUUUCAUCUCUUCCAUCCAAACCCAUAAAUUUCCCAUCACAUUCCCAGACGUGACCAAAAGAGGACCCUUGCUGUAUAGACACACUUUUCAUAUCUUUAAAAAGAGAAGAAAAAAAAAAAAAACCUCAAAGCUGGUCCUCGAGAGCUACAUGAAACUGGACGCGUACUGAGCAAAGCCUGAUCCCUCUCUCCCCUUUGAUCUCCUUCGGUCGGCCUCUCUUCGGACAAGACUGUAAACCAAGAGGGGAUCCAGUGUGUGGAUAGACUUUAGUGUCUUUACUCUGCGUAAGGGUUGUGGGCUGAGAAGGGAGGGAGGGAGGGGUUAAAGUGGCGUAUUAGUUACUGAAGCGGUUUAAGGGGUGGUGUGUGUAUUGUAUAAUGUAGAGCUCAUCAGUUGUGUACUAUGGUGCAAAGAUGACAGCUGUGAGUUAUUCUUGUUUUAUGAUCUGACUGUAUCUGUGAUAUGAAUAACAGCAAUCUACAGUGAAAAAAA
This is a messenger RNA of Cyprinodon tularosa, 8857 nucleotides long. RefSeq names its product chromodomain helicase DNA binding protein 8 (gene chd8). The record is from RefSeq and is a predicted model, not a curated record. The transcript is spliced from 39 exons. Bases 251 to 8083 code for a protein of 2610 amino acids. NCBI's taxonomy places the organism in Eukaryota, Metazoa, Chordata, Actinopteri, Cyprinodontiformes, Cyprinodontidae. Gene Ontology annotation, molecular function: protein binding; ATP-dependent chromatin remodeler activity; ATP binding. Gene Ontology annotation, biological process: chromatin remodeling.